GCCAAGCUAAGCUUUAUCCGUUAUACGAUACGAUUGCGUCAUUUGAGAACGCUCAUUUUUCCCGUUAAACGGCUGUCUUAUAUUUGUUUUGCUUCCUCUACACGUCAAAAUUCGGGUCAGCUGCGUUAACAACAAGCGUAUGUAAUCGUAGCGUGGGCCAGCAAAACGAAACGAUGAACCUCCACGAACUGUUCCGAUCGUUCAUGGGAUUUCCAAACCGCAGGGACCCGGGACUGGGAGAACCGGCGUACCGCGACGACUCUGGCAGCGGAUUUGGAGGCGAUGGCAGCCCCUAUGACGGUUCAUUCUUCGCCGAGCCCUGGGAGAUGCUGAGGCACUUCGAAGACGUCUUUAGGAACUUCGGACUAGCCGAGUUCCCACACGGGGCCGAGGUGGAUGAGGGAAGCCGACAAGAGGACCUCAGGGACCGCAUGCUCAAGGUACCGGACUACACGGAGCCCUUCUGGGGCAGCCAGAUGCCACAUCUUCCGGUGGGGCCACAUUUUCCAUCCGGUCCUGGCCAGUUGGAAGACAACCGUUUCCGAGACAUGGACUUGGAUGACCACGUGGCCGCGAGGGGCAUCGACAGUCUGCUGGCACAGCCGCCGGACCCGGGCGUGGUGGUCGGAGUGCAGCCGCAGCCGGACGCUCAGGGAAGCACCUCGAUGCACACCUUCACCUCCAUCAACGGGAAAGUGGAGGAGAAGCGGGUAACGACGGAUGCGGAGGGAAACCGGGUGGUGAGCAUCACGCGGAGCCUCGGGGACCGGUCCCACACGGUCACAACUCGCACGGGGCCCCAGGGCAGCGUCCAGACCGAGGAGCACUUCGUCAAUAUGGACGAAGGAGACAAAGCCAAGUUCGACGAAAUGUGGGGCAGUGCAAGCAGCGGUCCAUCUUUCGUGCCUCGUCAGCUGGUGCCAUCUGCGCCCGGUGAUCCAAGCUACGGAAGCAUCUUCCGCAAGCUGUUUGGCUUUGCACCACCCGGCCGGCCCUGAAACCCUUUCCGGAUGGACAUGUGUUUUUCCGCAAACUUUCCUAGACCCUCCGUGUUAGUGGAACGCGGAUUCCAUUGUGGCAGACGUGGAAGUAGGUAGCAGACGUGGAAGUAGCCGGCGAAAGAGCUAGUCGGAGCUCAUUCGUGGAAACCAGCUGUUUUCGCUACUUUUUGAAGUCAGUUGUCUUGCUGGUGUGUUAAAAUUUCCUUGUAGAGUUUUUACAAAUAGUAUAUGGAAUAGGAAUAAAGAAUUCUCCUAUUAUGUAGAAA
This is a messenger RNA of Ixodes scapularis (black-legged tick), 1267 nucleotides long. RefSeq names its product HCLS1-associated protein X-1. The record is from RefSeq and is a predicted model, not a curated record. Gene Ontology annotation, cellular component: actin cytoskeleton; apical plasma membrane; sarcoplasmic reticulum. Bases 174 to 998 code for a protein of 274 amino acids. Gene Ontology annotation, biological process: regulation of actin filament polymerization; negative regulation of apoptotic process. The transcript is spliced from 7 exons. NCBI's taxonomy places the organism in Eukaryota, Metazoa, Arthropoda, Arachnida, Ixodida, Ixodidae.